AUAUCAUUCUUUCUUGAGAGGAGAAGAUGGCUGACAAAGAGAAUAAAGUUGUAAAGAAAGACCACCACCCCCGUAACUACCAAUUGCCAGGGGGAGUAUGGCGCUUCUCUCGUUCUCGGAUGUACCACAAACGAGGCUUGUUUCGAAUUAAGAAGGAUAAAACUAAAAAAGAAAAACCUAAACGUAAACCAAGGACUGUGGUGAAACCUAUUGGUGGUGACAAAAAUGGUGGAAAGCGUCUUGUGAAACUAAAGAAGCAGAGGAAAUACUAUCCAACUGAAGAUGUGCCUAAAAUCAAGAAAUCUAGGAAAAUGGUUCCUUUCAAGAAUCAUAAACGCAACUUGCGAAAACGAAUCACUCCGGGUACUGUGCUGAUUGUUCUUGCAGGUCGUCACCGUGGCAAGAGGGUAGUGUUUCUGAAGCAGCUGGCUUCUGGCCUGUUACUGGUGACUGGUCCUUUCAAAGUGAACUCUUGCCCACUUCGCCGAAUCAACCAGAUUUAUGUCAUAGCUACUAGCACGAAACUGGAUAUCAGUGAAGUGAAGGUACCCGAGUACAUUGCUGACAAAUACUUUCGUCGUAAGCAUGCUAAGAAGCCCAAUAAGGAUGAUGGAGAAAUCUUUGAUACCAAGCCUGAAGAGUAUAGCGUAUCUGAGCAGAGAAAGCAGGACCAGAUAGAGGUGGAUAAACAGUUACUGGACGUGAUACGUAAGCAUCCUGAUAAAAAGACUAUGUUUGCAUACCUUGGUUCAAUGUUUUCUCUCCGAAACAAGAUGUACCCUCACAGGAUGAAAUUUUAAGAGGGCAAUGUGAAAAAUAAAAACUGUUUGCAAACCUU
Messenger RNA from Limulus polyphemus (Atlantic horseshoe crab), 838 nucleotides. RefSeq names its product 60S ribosomal protein L6-like (gene RpL6). NCBI's taxonomy places the organism in Eukaryota, Metazoa, Arthropoda, Merostomata, Xiphosura, Limulidae. The coding region runs from base 27 to 800 and encodes 257 amino acids. Gene Ontology annotation, molecular function: structural constituent of ribosome; RNA binding. Gene Ontology annotation, cellular component: cytosolic large ribosomal subunit; ribosome. Gene Ontology annotation, biological process: cytoplasmic translation; ribosomal large subunit assembly. The transcript has 6 exons. The record is from RefSeq and is a predicted model, not a curated record.